AUGGAGCUCAUCACCAUCCUGGAGAAGACGGUGUCGCCGGACUGCUCGGAGCUCGAGGCGGCGCAGAAGUUCCUGGAGCAGGCGGCCAUCGAGAACCUGCCGACCUUCCUGGUGGAACUGUCCAGAGUGCUGGCAAAUCCCGGGAACAGCCAAGUGGCUCGAGUGGCAGCGGGGCUGCAGAUCAAGAAUUCCCUGACUUCCAAGGAUCCCGACAUCAAGGCCCAGUACCAGCAGAGAUGGCUGGCCAUCGACGCCAACGCCCGCAGGGAGGUCAAGAACUACGUGCUCCAGACCCUGGGAACGGAGACCUACCGGCCCAGCUCCGCUUCCCAGUGCGUGGCCGGCAUCGCCUGCGCCGAAAUUCCCAUGAACCAGUGGCCAGAGCUCAUCCCCCAGCUGGUGGCCAACGUCACCAACCAGCACAGCACCGAGCACAUGAAAGAGUCCACGCUGGAGGCCAUCGGCUACAUCUGCCAGGACAUCGAUCCAGAGCAGCUCCAGGACAAAUCCAACGAGAUCCUGACAGCCAUCAUCCAGGGAAUGAGGAAGGAAGAGCCCAGCAACAACGUCAAGCUGGCGGCCACAAACGCACUCCUGAACUCUUUGGAAUUCACCAAAGCAAACUUUGACAAAGAGUCUGAAAGGCACUUUAUUAUGCAAGUAGUCUGUGAAGCAACACAGUGUCCAGAUACAAGGGUACGAGUGGCUGCCUUACAGAACCUGGUGAAGAUAAUGUCCCUUUAUUAUCAGUAUAUGGAGACUUACAUGGGGCCUGCUCUGUUUGCUAUCACGAUCGAGGCGAUGAAGAGCGACAUCGACGAGGUGGCUCUGCAGGGGAUCGAGUUCUGGUCCAACGUCUGCGACGAGGAGAUGGAUUUGGCCAUCGAGGCCUCGGAGGCAGCAGAACAAGGGAGGCCUCCAGAGCACACCAGCAAGUUCUAUGCCAAGGGGGCCCUGCAGUAUUUGGUCCCAAUCCUCACACAGACCUUGACCAAGCAGGAUGAGAACGACGACGACGACGACUGGAACCCCUGCAAGGCUGCUGGGGUGUGCCUGAUGCUGCUGGCCACGUGCUGUGAGGACGACAUCGUGCCCCACGUGCUGCCCUUCAUCAAGGAGCACAUCAAGAAUCCCGACUGGAGGUACCGGGACGCGGCCGUGAUGGCCUUCGGAUGCAUCCUGGAAGGGCCGGAGCCCAACCAGCUCAAACCUUUAGUAAUACAGGCCAUGCCCACGUUGAUAGAGCUGAUGAAGGACCCCAGUGUGGUGGUGAGGGACACGACGGCCUGGACGGUGGGGCGGAUCUGCGAGAUGCUGCCCGAGGCCGCCAUCAACGACAUCUACCUGGCCCCGCUGCUGCAGUGCCUCAUGGAGGGGCUGAGUGCUGAGCCCAGGGUGGCCACCAACGUCUGCUGGGCCUUCUCCAGCCUUGCUGAAGCUGCCUAUGAAGCUGCAGAUGUGGCUGAUGAUCAGGAAGAACCAGCAACCUACUGCUUGUCCUCCUCCUUCGAGCUGAUCGUGCAGAAACUUCUGGAGACUGCAGACAGGCCUGAUGGACACCAGAAUAACUUGAGGAGUUCUGCAUAUGAAUCCCUGAUGGAAAUAGUGAAAAACAGUGCCAAGGACUGUUAUCCUGCUGUCCAGAAAACAACCCUGGUCAUCAUGGAGCGGCUCCAGCAAGUGCUGCAGAUGGAGUCUCACAUCCAGAGCACCUCAGACAGAAUCCAGUUCAACGACCUCCAGUCCCUCCUGUGCGCGACUCUCCAGAACGUGCUGAGGAAGGUGCAGCACCAGGAUGCCCUGCAGAUCUCGGACGUGGUCAUGGCCUCGCUGCUGAGGAUGUUCCAGAGCACGGCGGGCUCGGGGGGAGUGCAGGAGGACGCCCUGAUGGCCGUCAGCACCCUGGUGGAAGUCUUAGGUGGAGAGUUCCUGAAGUACAUGGAUGCCUUCAAACCCUUCCUUGGCAUUGGACUGAAGAACUAUGCUGAGUACCAGGUCUGCCUGUCUGCAGUGGGCCUGGUUGGGGACUUGUGCAGAGCCCUGCAGUCCAACAUCCUGCCUUUCUGUGACGAGGUUAUGCAGCUGCUCCUGGAGAACUUGGGGAAUGAAAAUGUCCAUAGGUCUGUGAAGCCCCAGAUCCUCUCAGUGUUUGGGGACAUCGCCCUGGCCAUUGGGGGGGAGUUUAAGAAGUACCUGGACGUGGUGCUGAACACCCUCCAACAGGCAUCCCAGGCACAGGUGGACAAGUCUGACUAUGACAUGGUGGAUUACCUGAACGAGCUGAGGGAGGGCUGCCUGGAAGCCUACACUGGGAUCAUCCAGGGAUUGAAGGGAGACCAGGAGAACGUGCACCCUGAUGUGAUGCUGGUGCAGCCCAGAGUAGAAUUUAUCCUGUCCUACAUCGACCACAUCGCUGGGGACGAGGAUCACACGGACGGGGUGGUGGCCUGUGCUGCCGGGCUCAUAGGGGAUUUGUGUACAGCAUUUGGGAAAGAUGUUCUGAAAUUAGUAGAAGCCAGACCCAUGAUCCAUGAACUGCUAACGGAAGGGAGGAGAUCCAAGACGAACAAAACGAAAACUCUCGCGACCUGGGCGACUAAAGAGCUGAGAAAACUGAAGAAUCAAGCUUGAUCUGUUACCAUUGGGAUGACACCUGAGAACCCCCACUGGAAAAAAAUCUCCAAUCUUUUGAAAAAAAAAAGCAAACAAACAACCCGGAAGUGAGGAGUGUGCACGGAUGCUGAAUGUUUGGGAAUGAGAGGAUGAUGAGUGUGAGUGAGGCUUGAGGAAGGAAAAAAAAAAACAAAAAAACAACACACAGGGAAAAAAAAAAACCAACAACAACAACACAACCACAUUGAAAAUCCCGGGAGAGCAGCCACGGGAGCAGCGCUGAACCGGCAUCAGGAAGAGGGAAUUCGGGAAUUCUGGAAUUCUGUCCAAGCAACACGAGUGAGGCUCUUCUCCCAACAGCCCGGGACUGGCUUCUCCACGAGGAACUGCCAGUUGGGAGAGGAGAGAGAGAGAGAGAGAGAGAGGGGAAAAAAAAAAACUGGGAUCUACUGUGGUGCUCUGCGAGGUCUUGGCUGCUGGAGAGAGAGGUGGAGCUUUGGAAUCUCCAGCACGGGAUGAGGAAGGGGGAGGGUGAAGGAAUUUUCAGUCGAGGAGUGAGUGUGUGUGAGUGAGGAGGUAUCCACAUUCUCAACUUCAAGUCAUUGCAGUUUAUCUUUACCAAAAAAAAGAAAAAAAACCAACAAAAAAAAAAGACCACACACAAAAAAAAAAAAAACCAACAAACAAACAACACACGGGAAAAAAAAACCCACCCAAACAAUCCCACACAAAACAUUGCAAACAAAAAAAGGGUUGGCUGUUGCAUUUCAUAAACUUAACCAGACGUUCUACUGAUGCAGCGUAAGAGAUGUACAAAAAUAAUAAUAAUAAUAAAGCAGAAAAAAAAAAAAACAGGUGAGAAGAGGAUUUAAAAAAAAAAAAAGUGAAAAAAAAAAUAAAUAAAAAUGAUUAAAAAAAAAAAAAGGUAAAAAAAAAAAAUUUAAAUAAAGGAAAGUCGCUCUUUAGGGCUUUUUAUUUUUAGGGAAACACUGACGAAUGUUCAGAGCUCCCCACCCUUGUCCUGCUCAGCUAAAGCGCCUUUCCUUCCUUAAAUAUUGUUCAACUGUGAAUGUAGAAAUGGGGGGGGGAAAAAAAAACACAAUUCUUGUGUUAGAGGGAAUAGGAAAAAAAAAAUGGUCAAAUCGAGAUUUUGGGCUUAAAAGAGUUCACAAAAAAAAAAAAAUAAAAUACACGACCUAAAAAUAAAUAAAUAAAUAAAAAAUAUCCAGAGUUAAAAGUGCUCCAGAUUUGGCUGUGAAAGGGAAAAAGAUCUCUCCUGACUUGUACUGUAGCAGCCCAGAACACUCACACCGAAAUUGUGCCAAAGAGUUCAAAAAAAAAUAAAGCAAACAGAAAAUAAACUGCACAGAUAAUAAUAAUAAUAAUAAUAAAAAACUUCAGGUGAUGUUUUGGAACCGAGGAGGAGAAAUUCAACGUGCAAAACACACACAGGGAAUUUAAAAAAAAAAAACAAAAACAAAAAAUGCAGGAAAAAAUCGGAUAAAAUGCCAUUUGGAAACUGCUUGGCCUUUUUUGUGCUCUUUAUUUGAUCAGGUUUAAUGUGGUUUUUUUUUGGUCUCUCGCUGCACUUCAAAAAAAAAAAA
Chiroxiphia lanceolata (lance-tailed manakin) is the source of this 4217-nucleotide messenger RNA. It is a transcript of the gene KPNB1, whose product is annotated as karyopherin subunit beta 1. Gene Ontology annotation, biological process: protein import into nucleus. Gene Ontology annotation, cellular component: cytoplasm; nucleus. Gene Ontology annotation, molecular function: nuclear import signal receptor activity; small GTPase binding. The transcript is spliced from 22 exons. The record is from RefSeq and is a predicted model, not a curated record. The coding region runs from base 1 to 2631 and encodes 876 amino acids. NCBI's taxonomy places the organism in Eukaryota, Metazoa, Chordata, Aves, Passeriformes, Pipridae.